Abrus precatorius (Indian licorice) is the source of this 4252-nucleotide messenger RNA. RefSeq names its product putative disease resistance RPP13-like protein 1. The record is from RefSeq and is a predicted model, not a curated record. Bases 53 to 3880 code for a protein of 1275 amino acids. Gene Ontology annotation, molecular function: ADP binding; protein binding. The transcript is spliced from 2 exons. NCBI's taxonomy places the organism in Eukaryota, Viridiplantae, Streptophyta, Magnoliopsida, Fabales, Fabaceae. Gene Ontology annotation, biological process: defense response to other organism.
CUUUUAUUUAUCACAAAUAUCUACAGAUUCAAACUGAAAAGAGAAAUAAUUGAUGGCUUUGGUUGGAGAAGCAUUGCUCUCUGCUUCUGUACACGCCCUGGUUGAGAAGAUUGUCUCCACUGAAUUCAAAGAUUUGUUUUGCAGGGAGGAAUUCGAUCCUUCAAUUCUCAAUAAGCUUAAAAUCACAUUGCUAACCCUUCGUGCAGUUCUGAAUGAUGCUGAGGAGCAGCAGAUAAGGAAUCCUGCAGUGCAAGAGUGGCUUCAUGAGCUCAAAGAUUCUGUCUAUGAUGUAGACAGCUUGUUGGAUGAAAUCUACACAAAGUCCUUGCAACGCAAGGUAGAAGCCAAGUCACAAAGUUUUAGUUAUCAAGCGCGGAACUUCCUUUCUUACUCUUUCAAACAGUUUCGUGGGAGAAUGAAUUUUGAAUUGCAAAACUUAAUGCAAAGAUUAGAGCAUUUUGCAAAGGAGAAGGGUAUACUUGGUUUGAAAGAAGGUGUAUCUGGGAGUGUAUGGAAUGGAACAGUCACAACCUCGGUGGUUGAUCAAUCUAUAAUAUAUGGUAGAGAUGGUGAUAUAGAUAAACUAAGAGAAUAUUUGCUAUCAGAUGAUGAUUGUGAUAACCAUGUAGGAGUGAUUACUAUUGUAGGCAUGGGAGGGCUAGGCAAAACAACACUUGCUCAGCUACUUUACAAUGAUCAAGAAGUGAAACAGCACUUUAGUUUGAAAGCAUGGGCUUGUAUCACCAACAAUUUUGAUGUUGUUAGGGUGACUAAGACGCUUCUUGAGUCUGUUAGUUUGAAGCCAGUUGUUACUAAUAAUCUUGAUGCUCUACAUGUUGAAUUGCAGCAAAGUUUGAGUGGUAGGAAAUUUUUGUUUGUAUUAGAUGAUUUAUGGGAUACCUAUAAUGACUGGAAUAGACUAAAAGCUAUUCUUAGGUCCGGCGAAGUAGGAAGUAAGAUCAUUAUCACAACACGCCAGGAAAAUGUUGCCUUGGCAAUGCAUACUUUUCCCAUCCACAAUUUAAUGCCACUGUCACACCAAGAUUGUUGGGAUCUGCUUGCCAAACAUGCAUUUGGAGCCAACCAGUCCAAUAGAGAUCCAAAGCUUGAAGAGAUUGGGAGAGAAAUUGCAGCCAAAUGUGAUGGUUUACCUCUUGCUGCAGAAGCUCUUGGGAGUCUUCUUCGAACCAAAUUGUCUGAAAAGGAUUGGAAUAGAAUUUUGAAAAGCAACAUCUGGGAUUUGCCCAAUGACAAGGUACUGCUCCCUUUGCUAUUGAGCUAUUAUUAUUUGCCUCCUCCUUUAAAAGGAUGUUUUGCCUAUUGUUCAAUUUUUCCAAAGAAUUAUGAGCUCAAUAAGGAGAUGUUAGUUAGAUUAUGGAUGGCAGAAGGUUUAAUUCAGUUUAGAAGUAAUCAAAGUUUGGAAGAGACAGGAGAUGAAUACUUUGAUGAACUAGUAUCAAGGUCAUUUAUACGAAAGAACACUAAAUAUUUCCAAUUCAUGUUCACAAUGCAUGACCUCAUCAAUGAUUUAGCCACAGCUGUAUCAGGAAGGUAUUGUUUCAGAUAUGACAGUCCAAAACCAAGUGAAUGUUUAGAUAAAAUUCGCUAUUUGUCUUAUAGCAGGGGAGAGUAUGACUAUUGUCAUAAGUUUGAUGGAAUUUUGAAAAUAAAGUGUUUACGAACCUUCAUAGCCUUACCAAUGAGAAAGAAUCCAUACCAAGCUAGCAAAAAUUGUUACUUAGCAAAAAGGUUGCCACAUGAUUUGUUCCUAAAGAUGAGGUAUUUACGAGUUCUAUCUUUGUCACAUUAUGACAAUAUCACUGAGUUGUCUGAUUCUCUUGGAAAUUUCAUCCAUUUGCGAUAUCUGGAUCUCUCUUACACUAAAAUCAGAAAGUUACCUAAUGGAACGUGCAAGUUGUACAAUCUGCAGACUUUACUGCUAUCAUGUUGUUCGUAUCUAAUUGAGUUGCCUCAAGACAUGGACAAACUGAUUAAUUUGCGCCACAGUGAUCUUAGUGGAACCAAGCUGAAGGAGAUGCCCUCAAAUGUGAGUAGGCUAAAAUGUCUCAAAACUUUGACUUGCUUUGUUGUUAGCAAAAAAGAGGAUGGAUUAAAGGUUAGAGAAUUGACAAAUUUUCCACAUUUACAAGGGAAACUCUCCAUGUUAAACCUGCAACAUGUUGUGGACGCCAAUGAUGCUUUUCAAUCUGGUUUGAGAAACAUGGAAAAAAUUGAGGAGUUAGAAUUGGAAUGGGGCUGCAACACUGAAGACUCGCGUAAUGAGAGAGAAGUGCUUGACCAGCUACAACCGUCAUCAAACUUAAAGCAUCUUACCAUCAAAUUUUAUGGUGGCACCACCUUCCCAAAUUGGUUGGGGCAUUCUUCUUUCUGCAACAUGGUAUCUCUUACGAUAAGUGAUUGUAAUCAUUGUUGGUUGUUGCCACCACUUGGGCAAUUACCUGCUUUGAAGCAACUCAUUAUUGACAGGCUCAAAUCACUAAAUUGUGUUGGAGUUGAUUUCUAUGGUAGAGGCUCCUCUUCUUUUCAACCAUUUGCGUGCUUGAAGUAUCUAAAAUUUAAGGAGCUACCAUGCUGGGAGGAAUGGCUUUCCAUCAGCGAUAAAACUACCGAAUUUCCUUCUCUUGAAGAGUUGUGUAUAUUCUACUGUCCCAAGCUAAAAGGAAACUUACCUAACAAUCUUCCAUCACUAAAAAGACUCAGAGUAGUUGAAUGUGAUUUACUUGAAUUACAAAACUCAAAUGAGGUGGAUAACAUCUACACUGGUGAGACUAAGAUUCCACUGAAAAGAUCAUCUGAUCUCAAAUGGAUCUCUACUCUUCACUCUUUACAUGUUUUUGGUUCCCCAGGUGUACUGUCAUUGUUUAACUACUUUACUGUUGGAAAUCAUGAUCCUAUACAGAUAUCCCUUAGGAUGACAAUCAGCAACAGUUGUCUUCGAAUUUUGAAUAUCAAAAGAAUUCCAUCUCUCAUAUACUUUCAAAAAGAUGGUCUUCCCACUUCAUUGAUGCACCUGCAUAUCCACAAUUGUGAGAAAUUAGAAUUUCUACCUUCUGAACUGUUGCAUAAUUAUUCAUCACUUGUGUAUCUUACACUAAGUGACAGUUGUCAUUCACUGGAAACCUUUCCAUUAGGUAGUUUUCCUGUUCUUGAACAUCUUUAUAUUGACAAUUUUCCUAAUCUCAAAUCCUUCUCCAUCUCAGAUAAAAAUGCAUCACAAAGCCUUACACAUCUCAAAAUCAUCAAUGUAGCAAAUUGUCCUAACUUGGACUCUUUUCCACAAGAUGGGUUGCCCACACCCAAUCUAGAGAAAUUAUUUGUGCACACAUGUGAGAAUCUCAAGUGUCUGCCAGAAUGGAUUAACACCCUCACUGGCCUUCAAGAACUGAGUGUUUAUGAUCUUCCAUGUCUCGAGUCAUUUGCAAAAGAGGGCCUGCCUUGCAAUUUACAAAAACUUGGGAUUGUUGAUAGUGGAACACUCUCAACAACAUCCAUCAUUCAAUGGGGUACUCGGUGGCUCACUUUUCUUAUUGAACUAACAAUUGGAGGGGAUGAUCUUGUCGAUGCCUUGAUGAAAAAGCUAUUGCUUCCAACCUCUCUUGAGUCCCUUUGCAUUAGAAACAUUUCUUUCUUGGAUGGCAAGGGGCUUCAACACCUCACUUCUUUGGAAAAUUUGCAGAUUAUAAACUGUCCAAACCUUGAGUUGUUGCCAGAAAAGGAAUUGCUUCCUCUUUCUCUUUCAGUACUUGGUAUUUGUGAGUGUCCUUUAUUACAAAUCACUUAUCAAAGGAAUGGAGGAGUAAAUUGGCCCAGGAUUUCCCAUAUUCCAUGCAUAAAGUUCAAUGAAGAAGUAAUAAUAUGAACGUCAAUGAAGAUUUUAUCAAAAAUUACUCUAGGAGACAACGGAAACGGUGCUCCAAGAUCUCCCAUUCUCCGAAUGUUUAUUUCAGAAGAAAGUAUGUGUAAUUAAUGACAAUUAUGCCAUGUGACAGGUAUUCUUUAUUUAAUUUAUGAGCGGUGUGAGCAGGCAGUUAUGUUUUGUAAUGAAUGACAGUUAUGUCACAUGACAGUUAUGCUUUGUAAUGUUUAAUUUAGGAUUAGGUUGUUAAGUGGGUGGUUACUGGUUAGGGUUCUGUAUUUGUAAGAUUCAAAACAGAGAAAUAUUUUCUGUGGUAAACGUCAAGGUUGUCAAAUUCAAGAGUUUAUGUAAAUUCAUGGAGCGUUAACUUGACUC